Messenger RNA from Stegodyphus dumicola, 660 nucleotides. RefSeq lists its product as uncharacterized. NCBI's taxonomy places the organism in Eukaryota, Metazoa, Arthropoda, Arachnida, Araneae, Eresidae. The record is from RefSeq and is a predicted model, not a curated record.
AUGGAAUUAAAUAAAUGGGUUUCGAAUAAUCCAGACUUGUUAAAUGACAGUAAAACCGAGGAAUACAUAUUCAUAUCAAACCAACCUACAGUUAAGGCGCUUGGUUUAUUAUGGCGACCUUCGUCAGACUGUUUUAAUUUUAAGUUAUCUGAACAGUUUUACAAACGCGAAAUCCUUUCAUCCAUCACUCGACUCUUCGAUCCAUUGGGUCUUGUUAGUCCAGUUAUUACCAAGACCAAAACAUUUCUUCAAGAAAUAUGGAAGAAUAAACUCGAUUGGGACGAUCACAUUCCAUCAAGUGAGUUAAAAGUCUGGUUAAAAUUUCUAAAGCAGCUACCAGAAAUUAAUAAAUUAGAAAUUCCUAGAUUCAUUCUUAUGCCUGAAGCCAUCAUUAUUGAUCUCCAUGGAUUCUGCGAUGCAUCCGAAAAGGCUUUCGGUGCGGUGAUUUAUAUCGUCUCAAAGGCCACAGACGGAGCAGUGAAAACAAGUUUACUGUGCAGCAAAUCAAGAGUUUGCCCAAUUAAGGCUCUAACCAUUCCACGACUGGAACUGUCAGCUGCGCUACUCUUGGCCCGACUUGUGGCAAAGCUGCUUGUUAUUCUUCAAAUCCAAUUCAACGGCAUUUAUCUAUGGAGUGAUUCAACGAUUGUGUUAGCCUAA